UUAUUAUCUCACCGCAGGAAUCUGAUCUGUGAAAACCUCAGUUUGUUAAGAGACCACCAUGUGCUCCUCUGCCAGCCCCAAAAUCGUGUACAGGAAUCCUCGCUUCCUUCGAGUAGCUUUUCUGCACCUUCACCAUCAGCAACAGAGUGGUGUGUUCUGUGAUGUCCUUCUGCAGGCAGAAGGUGGGACAGUCCCAGCCCAUUGUUGCAUCCUGUCUGCCUGUAGCCCCUUCUUUACAGAGCGACUGGAGCGGGAGAGACCCGUUCAGGGUCGGAAGGUGGUGCUGGAGCUGGGAGGCCUGAAGAUUAGGACUCUUAGGAAGCUGGUGGACUUUCUCUAUACCUCAGAGAUGGAAGUAUCUCAGGAAGAAGCCCAGGAGGUGCUUUCUGCUGCCCGUCAACUCCGUGUAUCUGAGCUAGAAUCCCUUCAGCUAGAGGGUGGGAAGCUAGUCAAGGCUCCUCAGGGCCGAAGACUAAAUCGUGAGUGCUUACAACCGCCCAGUACUGCACCAAUCUCUGCCAGGGUAGUAGCAUCCAGCCACCGCCCUCGAACUCCACUGCCUGAUACCCAGAGUCCCUGCCCUCUUGGGACAGUGAGAUUAAAAUCCUCGGGAAAGGAGGAAGGGCCCCAGGAGAAGAACAAUCGACAAAGUGCCGAGAAUUUGUCAAGAACUCAUGUGCUCAAGAAGAAGGCCAGAACCUGCCCAGCUACACAAGAAAAAAACUUGUCACCAUCAAGCCACAGUCCGGCACCUAAAGAGAACAAGACUACCCCUACCCUGGGUUCAGCAGCACUUUCCCCAGCCAGUUUGUAUCCUGCUGUGGAUGAACGGCUCCUGCCCAGAAAAAUCCGGCUAAGUCGUUCAAUGCCAUCUCCUGAUGUGUGUACAGCCAAUCCUUCCAGCAUCGUAAGUGGACCCAGCCCUGGCCGGCGACUUUGGCGACAGAAGAGCAUAAAGAAGGAAGUACCAGAGGACAAGGAGAAAACAGGACGAGCUAGUCCUCUACCCAGUACCCCGAGCACAUCAGGUCUUGGAAAGACAGGUGGGACUAAGAAGCGGAGCCCUGAGGCCCGAGCACCUAACUCUGACCCUGCAGAGGAGGGGCAGGUUGGGAGAGUAAAACUCCGCAAGAUUGUCAACGGGACCUGCUGGGAGGUGGUGCAGGAGCCUCCCCUCAACAAUUCACAGCCCAGCCCUCAGGUACCAGAACCUGGAGACUCCGAUGAGCUUUCAGGGACCCAACCGUCCUCUGUGAAUGAGAGAGAAAUGUCAUCCCCAAGACUGGACCCAUGUCAGGACUCACCCAUGUGCUCUAGGCUUCAAGACAUUCUACUCUCUGCCAGCCGCUCCCCUGACUACCCAGUGGUGAAAUCCGAGUUUGGGUCGAGUCCCGAGCUGGUGGGGAAGAAAACUGGGUUGGCUAUUGACUGCAGAGACCCUUACACGUUUGACACAAGUCUGCUUGGGCAGCCCUGUGAAGCCGAGGAGUACCGAAUCACUAGUGCUGCUGCCACCAGUGAGCUGGAGGAGAUCUUGGACUUCAUGCUCUGUGGCUCCGGUAUUGAGCCACCCAUAAGAUCUCUAGAAAGUCCCGAGGCUGAAGGCUGCAGGACCCCCAGUUAUGACCUGACAGAAACAGGAAAAAACUGGAUUGAAGGGCAAGAAUGGUGUUUGCCAGACAUGGAACUCUGGCCCAGAGAGCUCACAGGAUUGGAAAAGGAACCUGUUGGUGAGAACAAAGACUCAAUCGAGCCCUUUAGCCCCCUUAUCAUGCCCACUGAGACCAAAGAGCCAAUGGAGCCCCUUAGCCCCCUUGUGAUGACCACAGAGAUAAGCGAAGGGGAGGUGCUUUCAGUAAGAGGCUCUUGGUCUCCAGACCUAGCAAUUACCAGCUCCCUGCCACUAGAUGGUCAGAGAGACGAGCAACUUCACCUUGACUCCCUUGGCCCUCCUCCGAGGUCCUAUGAGGACCCUUCCCCUCUCUGUUCAAACUGGGUGGAGACUGGGCUGGAAGCAUCCCUAACUAUAAAUGAGAUAUUAUUCCCUGCACCAGAGGCAGGAAGAGAGAUAUUUGGUAACUCCGAAUUGUUGGUCCCACCUCCUGCCAGCCCAGAAGAGGAGGAAAUCGAUGUGAUGGACUGUUCGUCUGAGGGAAGGCUGGAGCCCAUCAGUAUUCUUUCUGUAUGGCCUGACCCUUCCUCAGAGUCAGAAACAGAAAUUGACAUACUAACGUAG
Molecule: messenger RNA, 2236 nt
Organism: Sorex fumeus (smoky shrew)
Lineage: Eukaryota; Metazoa; Chordata; Mammalia; Eulipotyphla; Soricidae
Gene: BTBD18
Product: BTB domain containing 18
Exons: 2
Coding region: 59-2236 (725 amino acids)
Biological process (GO): positive regulation of transcription elongation by RNA polymerase II
Molecular function (GO): protein binding
Source: RefSeq, a predicted model, not a curated record